This is a messenger RNA of Penicillium argentinense, 1560 nucleotides long. Its product is annotated as cytochrome P450. The record is from RefSeq and is a predicted model, not a curated record. Bases 1 to 1560 code for a protein of 519 amino acids. Lineage: Eukaryota; Fungi; Ascomycota; Eurotiomycetes; Eurotiales; Aspergillaceae. The transcript has 3 exons. Gene Ontology annotation, molecular function: oxidoreductase activity, acting on paired donors, with incorporation or reduction of molecular oxygen; monooxygenase activity; heme binding.
AUGGGUCUCGCGGAGAGUGUGCUGUCACGGGUGACAGUCACCAAUGUGUUUCUCGGUCUUGUUGCCUACAUCAUCUUCAAAAUUGUUUAUCAGAUCGUCUACUACCGGUUCUUCCACCCGUUGUCGGUUUUCCCCGGUCCUUUUUGGGCGUCUGUGACGCGACUAUGGAUUGCGAAGCAGAACCUGGCUGAGACCGAAUACUUGACUGUUUAUGAUCUGUCCAAGAAAUAUGGUAGGGAAUCUCGUCCCGUCGUUCGCAUUACUCCUACCCUGCUACUAGUCAACGACCACUCCAAGCUCCCCGAAGUCUACCACCGCAAUGUCGACAAGACCGGUCACUAUAUUACUGGCAGUUUCGGCGAAACGGGAAAGUCUGUUCAACAUGAGAUCCCACAAGACGCACGCCGUGUUCCGCAAGCACAUUGCGGGGCCUGUAACUUCACCAACAUCAAGGGCAUGGAACCCUUGAUUGAUGCGCGGAUCAAAGAAUGGAGCAACAAGAUCGACGAUACUUUCGUCAAGUCUGGCGAAGCUUUCGACUUUUCCUGGUGGGCGGUCUACAUGGCCUACGACAUCAUCAGUGAAAUCGGUUUCGGCGCUCCCUUCGGCUUCAUUAAGAAGGGCGAGGAUAUCGGCGGUCUCAUUCAGGGCUUCCACGAUGGCCUCCCUGCUUUCGGCCUACUUGCGCGUUUACACCCCUUCACCUCCUGGAUGAAGACUACCUUCAUGAAGAAGUACCUUGUGGCCACCCCAGAAGACAACUCGGGCAUCGGUAUUCUUAUGCGAUUCCGUGACCGUCUCAUCAAGGAACGCGUCGAAGAUGUCAACAGCGGCAAACCAUUGAACCGUGUCGACCUUCUCCAAAGGCUCAUCGAGGCUCGUACUGAGGACGGCAAGCCCCUCGACCUGGAAUAUAUCCGCGCAGAAGUCCUCCUGGUCCUCCUCGCCGGAGCCGAUACCACCGGAACCGCUUUUCAAGCCUUAAUCCAGUUCCUCUUGUCCCACCUCGAAUCCUACGACCGGAUGAUGGAGGAGAUUGACAAUGCCUCGCGCAAGGGUCUUCUCUCCGAAAUCCCCCAGUACGACGAGGUUCUCGAGCACCUGCCCUUCUUUGUGGGUUGCGUCAAAGAAACGAUGCGUCUCUGUCCCUCCGCCCCCAACAUUUUCCCCCGCUAUGUUCCCGAGCCCGGCCUGGAGCUGUAUGGAAAGUUUGCGCCACCUGGUACUGAAAUCUCCUGCAACCCUUACAUUGUGCACCGUGACCCGGCUCUGUACGGCGAGGAUGCCGAGGAGUUCCGUCCUGAGCGCUGGUUGGAUGCUGAGAAGGUCAAGCUGUACAACAAGUAUAACUUUGCUUUUGGAUAUGGCUCGCGUGUGUGUCUGGGCCGUGAUAUUGCUAUGAUGGAGCUGUUUAAGGGUCCCCUCCAAUUCUUCCGUCAAUACAAGCCCGAACCUGUGAGAGGAAAGCCUGAGGCCAAGUUUGUGGUCAAGGGUGGUGUUGGCUACUGGCGGGAUGUGUGGCUGACCAUCUCGAAGCGGCCCCAAGUGAAGGCCGAAUAA